CUACUGUGGGAGAGAACAAACCAGCUUCUAACUAGAGAGGAAAUUAGGAAAAGAUGAUGGAAAUGGAUAGGACAUACAGUGAGGACAUCAUCAAGCCGCACCACGAAGCAAGCCCUAACUUGCAAUCCUGAAGGGAAGCAGAAAAGAUGAAGGCCGAAGAACACAUUAUGUCGGGAAAUAGAAGCACAUAUGAAAAGGAUGAAUAACAACUGGAAAGAGCUGGACAGGAUUUCUCAGAACAGUGUUGGAUGGAGAAUACUAGUAGACCAUACCAUGUAUCAUAUAAACCAGAUGAAACUAUAAUUAAACCAUGUCGAUCAGGUACAGCACAUUGUAUGUUUGGUGACUGUACAAAAAUCUGGCUUAGAAAAAAUAAACAUGUAGAUAUUAUUAUUGAAUGUCAAUGUUGGCCUGGUUAUUCUGGUGAUUGGUGUAAUAUCUAUCCACCUGAACAUAAACAUUGGGAUGGUUUACUGCGUACAGAAGAUAAAGAUGAAAUUACUCCAAUUAUAAAUGCUAAACAUACUACACCUUAUACUACUUUGGAUAUAUGGCAUGAACAAAGUCUUCAAUAUGCUGGAUAUUUAGUGAAUAAACAUCGUGAAUCAAUUGAAGAUAGAUUAAAGAAUAAAUUUCUUGUAUUUCAUAAUAGUUUGUCAAAUAAUCUUGAAAACAAUAAUGUACCAAGUGAUCAAUAAAGUUUCACAUGUUUACUUACAAUAGAAUUGCUUACGUUUAUUAUCUUUUCUACUUAGGCUGUUAUUAUCUGUUUACUACAUUUGAAUAGGUUAAAAUCUUAUUUGUAUAGACCUUAAUUAAUGCAAUGUAAUUUGUUAGUCAGUAUCUGCUUCUCUAUUUACAUUAAUCAUAAGCGAAUAUAUAUGUAAUUUAUAGUUUAUUGUAUAACUAUUUCCUAUGCUUCAUACAAAUAAUUUACACUUGAAUUCUUAGAUUUCAUUUGUACUUUGGUUUAGGUUAAAAGCUAGAAAGGCUAAUCCUUAGACAAACUUAAUAGUUCAGAGCCUAAUAAACAGACUUAUACUUGAUAA
Schistosoma mattheei is the source of this 1049-nucleotide messenger RNA. Lineage: Eukaryota; Metazoa; Platyhelminthes; Trematoda; Strigeidida; Schistosomatidae. The record is from the annotation of a GenBank genome assembly.